CAGGUGACCCGCCUGCCCAAUGGGCUGCGAGUGGCCAGCGAGGCUGUGCCGCAUUCCAGCACCGCCACCGUGGGCGUGUGGAUCGAUGCAGGCAGCCGCUAUGAGACAGACGCCAGCAAUGGCAGCGCGCACUUCUUGGAGCACAUGGCCUUCAAGGGCACCACGGUGGGUUGGCAGCACAGCGCUGUGAAGAUGAGAACAUGGGGGGGCCACCUGAACGCCUCCCCUUCCGGCGAGCAGACAUGCUAUUAUGCCAAGGUGUUUGAGAAGGAUGUGCCCAAGGCGCUGGAGAUCCUGGCGGACAUCCUGCAGAACUCAAAUCUGGAUGAGCGCGCCAUUGAACGGGAGCGGGAUGUCAUCCUGCGCGAGAUGCAGGAGGUGGAGGGCAUCCCCGAGGAGGUGAUCUUUGACCACCUGCACGCCACUGCCUUCCAGCACUCGCCGCUGGGCCGCACCAUCCUGGGGCCCGCCGAGAACGUCAGGACCAUCACCCGCCAGCACCUGGCUGACUACAUCGCGUCCAACUACACUGCCCCCCGCAUGGUAAUCUCUGCGGCGGGCGCCGUGGACCAUGCCGCCCUGGUGGCAGCUGCGGAGAAGAGCUUUGCAAAGCUGCCCUCAGGCGGCAAGUCAGCGGGCGACCUGGUCAAGGAGGCCCCCGCCAUCUUCACUGGCAGCGACGUGCGCAUCCGCGACCCCGACCAGCCCAACUUGCAGUUUGCGGUGGCCUUCAAGGGUGCCUCCUGGACCGACCCAGACUCCAUCCCGCUCAUGGUCAUGCAGACCAUGCUGGGCGCUUGGGACAAGAACAGUGGUGCAGGUACCGAUAUGGGCAGCCAGUUGGCGCAGACUGUGGCUGCGAACAAGCUGGCCAACUCCUACAUGGCCUUCAACACCAACUACCAUGACACUGGCCUGUUUGGUGUGUACGCCGUGGCCGACCCGCACAGCGACCACGAGGACCUUUCCUGGACCAUCAUGAACAACAUCACCCGUAUGUGCUAUUCGGUCGAGGAGGAGGACGUAGCACGUGCCCGCAACCAGCUUAAGGCCUCCAUCCUGUUCAGCCAGGACGGCACCACCGGCAUUGCGGAGGACAUUGGCCGCAAUUUGCUGGUUUACGGACGGCGCAUGCCCAAGGCCGAGCUGUUUGCUCGCAUCGACGCGGUGGACAGCGACACGGUCAAGGCUGUGGCCAACCGCUUCAUUCUGGACCAGGAUGUGGCCAUCGCAGCGCUGGGGGACACACAGUUCCUGCCCGAUUACACCUGGAUGAGGCGCAGGACGUACUGGCUUCGCUAUUAA
Chlorella variabilis is the source of this 1305-nucleotide messenger RNA. RefSeq lists its product as hypothetical. The annotation marks the transcript as partial. Gene Ontology annotation, cellular component: mitochondrion. Gene Ontology annotation, molecular function: metal ion binding; metalloendopeptidase activity. The record is from RefSeq and is a predicted model, not a curated record. The transcript has 11 exons. Lineage: Eukaryota; Viridiplantae; Chlorophyta; Trebouxiophyceae; Chlorellales; Chlorellaceae. Gene Ontology annotation, biological process: proteolysis.